Messenger RNA from Lactuca virosa, 1113 nucleotides. NCBI's taxonomy places the organism in Eukaryota, Viridiplantae, Streptophyta, Magnoliopsida, Asterales, Asteraceae. The record is from the annotation of a GenBank genome assembly.
AUGUUCUUGACAAACCUUCUGUUGCGGCUUUUCAUCUUCCUAAUCAACAACAGAUUUCCUUCUGUUGUCAGACUACCUUUUCAUCUUCCUAAUCAACAACAGAUUGUAUAUGGCGAAGACGAUGAUAUUGAUGAUGUUCUUGACAAACCUUCUGUUGCGGCUUCAAAGUUCACAUCUUGGAUGGAGUGUAAUGUAAUCGACAGUGAAGCACGAAAACUUAUAUAUGUUGAAUUUCCUACAAAGUUUGUUUGGAUAUUAAAUGGUCGGUUUUGGAAGCGAAGGAAAGUAGGAAAAACCAUCGGUAGAAUUCAUUCGGUUUCACCUAAACUAGGUGAAGCAUAUUUCUUGAGGAUUCUUUUAAAUAAAGUAAAAGGUCCAACAUCAUUUAAAGAAAUUUGCAUGGUAAAUGGUGAAACACAUUCUUCUUUCAGAGAUGCUUGUUAUGCACUCGGGCUAUUAGAUGAUGAGAAGGAAUACAUUGAUGCAAUUAAAGAAGCAAGUCAUUCUGGAUCUGGUUUUUAUCUACGUUUCUUAUUUGCUACAUUGUUGAUGUGUAAUAGUAUGUCUAAACCAGAGGUCGUUUGGGAAAAUACAUGGGAAUAUUUGGCAGAUGGAAUUCUAUAUAACCAACGACAGAGAUUUAAGUCUGCAGAUGAACUUAAGAACUUAACUUUGUUCGAAAUAGAACAAAUUUUACUUCGAAACAACUUUACUCUCAAAAACUUCAAAAAGAUGUCAUACCCAAAUGUUGAAUCCGUUUCUUCUUCAAACAAUCGACUUAUCACCGAGGAGCUAUAUUACGACAUUCCCGUUAUAAAGAAUGACUAUGAUCGUAUGUUUCUUGCAUUAACCAAUGAGCAACGUAACAUUUUCCUAAACAUCAUGAGUGCUAUUCAAGAUAAUAAAGGAGGUGUCUUCUUUGUUUACGGUUAUGGUGUAACGGGUAAAAAAUUUUUAUGGAAGACAAUAUCUGCAGCAAUUAGAUCUGAUGGUAAUAUUGUCUUAAAUGUUGCUUCAAGCGGUAUUGCUUCCUUAUUAUUGCCCGGUGGUAGAACAGCACACUCUCGAUUUAUAAUUCCAUUUGAACUUACAGAGGAUUCUUUUGUAAAAUAA